Molecule: messenger RNA, 2200 nt
Organism: Pseudophryne corroboree (corroboree frog)
Lineage: Eukaryota; Metazoa; Chordata; Amphibia; Anura; Myobatrachidae
Gene: PSMC3
Product: proteasome 26S subunit, ATPase 3
Exons: 12
Coding region: 141-1412 (423 amino acids)
Biological process (GO): proteasome-mediated ubiquitin-dependent protein catabolic process
Cellular component (GO): proteasome regulatory particle, base subcomplex
Molecular function (GO): ATP hydrolysis activity; proteasome-activating activity; ATP binding
Source: RefSeq, a predicted model, not a curated record
CGGUUUCACGCACACACAAGAGGGCGGCGGAAGAUUUUGCAGGUGAGGCCGGAAGCCGACCGAGCGCUGACUAUGUUCAGUCCCUCUGCUUCCGGCGGUGGAAGUGCGAACUCACCCGGCCUGUGUGAGAGGGAAUAAACAUGGCGUCCGUGUGGGAUGAGACCGAGCAGGAUGGGGUAGGACAAGAAGUCCUGAAGAUGUCCACAGAAGAGAUCAUCCAAAGGACCCGACUCCUGGACAGUGAAAUAAAGAUCAUGAAGAGUGAGGUUCUACGGGUGACACACGAGCUACAGGCAAUGAAAGAUAAAAUCAAGGAAAACAGUGAGAAAAUCAAAGUGAAUAAAACCCUACCCUACCUGGUUUCCAACGUCAUAGAGCUGCUAGAUGUUGAUCCCAAUGACCAAGAAGAAGAUGGCGCCAAUAUUGACCUAGACUCUCAGAGGAAGGGAAAAUGUGCAGUUAUAAAAACAUCCACCCGACAGACGUACUUCCUGCCAGUGAUUGGUUUGGUCGAUGCAGAGAAGCUGAAGCCUGGCGAUCUUGUGGGUGUGAACAAGGACUCCUACCUCAUUUUGGAGACCCUCCCAACAGAAUAUGAUUCCCGUGUGAAGGCUAUGGAGGUGGAUGAAAGGCCGACCGAGCAGUACAGUGAUAUUGGAGGUCUAGAUAAACAGAUCCAGGAGCUGGUAGAAGCCAUUGUUCUACCCAUGAACCACAAGGAGAAAUUUGAAAAUUUGGGAAUUCAGCCCCCAAAAGGUGUGCUCAUGUAUGGGCCUCCUGGAACUGGGAAGACACUCUUGGCCAGAGCAUGUGCUGCACAGACUAAGGCCACUUUCCUGAAGCUCGCUGGACCUCAGUUAGUUCAGAUGUUCAUCGGAGAUGGGGCCAAGCUUGUCCGGGACGCUUUUGCACUGGCCAAGGAGAAGGCUCCAUCCAUCAUUUUUAUUGAUGAACUAGAUGCUAUUGGAACAAAAAGAUUUGACAGUGAGAAGGCAGGAGACAGAGAGGUACAGAGGACUAUGUUGGAGCUUCUAAACCAGCUGGAUGGCUUUCAGCCCAACACCCAAGUGAAGGUAAUUGCUGCUACUAACCGUGUGGACAUUCUGGAUCCUGCACUGCUCCGUUCAGGGCGUUUGGAUCGUAAGAUUGAGUUCCCCAUGCCCAAUGAAGAGGCCCGAGCCCGUAUCAUGCAGAUCCACUCCCGCAAGAUGAAUGUGAGUCCUGACGUCAACUAUGAGGAGCUUGCGCGCUGUACUGAUGACUUCAAUGGGGCACAGUGUAAAGCAGUAUGUGUGGAGGCGGGAAUGAUUGCUCUGCGCAGAGGGGCCACUGAACUGACGCACGAGGACUACAUGGAGGGGAUAUUGGAAGUCCAAGCUAAGAAAAAGGCCAAUUUGCAGUACUAUGCGUGAACCCACAAUGAGGUCAAUCAGUGGGAAGUGCCACUGCUUGUUAUGUACGGACUGUUCACUUUAUGUUACAGAAGGAAAUAAACCAGACCUCUCUAACGGAACAACCUGCGCUCACUUUGGAGUUUUUGCUUCUAAAGGGAGUGUUUACUCAUUUAUUGAUUCUCUCCAUGGCCAAAUGCGAAACCAGAAAUCCUGUAAAUGUCAUUUUAUACGGUGAGUUCUCUGUCCAUGCGUCCUCGAUUAUUCUACUAAGGAAUGUGACCUGGGCCAAACAAGACUCUUCUCAUGGAAUAUUUUACUGGGAUUCUGUCUAUGGAAAUGUAGCUCUAGUUCUCAUCAAUGCUUUACCCAGUUUUAAAAUAUGACCUUCUCCUUCUCCUUCUGUUUGCAUUAAAGUAGAUCUCCAUGAAAGCAUACUUUUAUUGUUAAUGCCCCCCACCCCCAGCUAUGGGGGCUCUCUGUGGUUCAGGAAAUGUGAGGACCUGCUGCAGCCUGUAAGUGCAUUACAGCCAUGGGAAAUCGGAAAGUAAAUGCUCCUCUGUAAAAGGUUGUCAUUGCAGCUGAUUGGCUGUCUGUGUCUUGUCCUGUCCAAUCAGCUGCUUUGACCAGCACCUGGGCCGCAUUCAAUUCCAAGCUUGUUGGGAGCAGCAGAGGUUAUAUAACAGAUGGCAAGCCUCUUCCUGGGCAUGGUUUCAUGUUUUAUACUAGCUUAGGGGUAAGGUGCCAAUGGCUAUGAAAACGUAGUGGCACUAAUAAUGCACAAAAUAAAUAAACCUGUUUAAACUCAA